AUGACUCCAGAAAACUUGGAUUCUGAUCACCAGUUUUCCGCCACAGAAAAGCCAUGUACAACCGAAGCUUCUGAGCUUUCUAUGGCCACCACAACCUACGCUACCAUCUCCGAUGAUAAUCAAAGAACCUACGAGCACUUGUUAACGUAUAAGCCAGUAAAGGCGGCUCAUGACUGGUUUGCCAAUUGUAAGUAUGUCAAAUAUGUGGCCGACACCGCAAAUCCAGCCAUUCAGUACAUUGGAGACUUCAAAAUCGUACAGUCCACCACAAGAAGAGCCGACUUGAUAGCUGACAAAGAAUUAAACAAACUCGAUUCGAUUUUGACCUACCGUAACUCGCCGAAGAUACAAGAUUUGACCCAUUCCAUUCUGGGAACGAUCGAGAUGCUUCAUCUUGUUGCCCUAAAGGGCGUCUACGAGCCUACGAUUGAGAAAGUCUAUAGGUUGUGCGUUACGACGCAAGCAUACCUACACGACGAAAAUGGCAAAGCGAUUGUGCCUUCAGUCGCUGACCCUAUUGUAUCACCAAUCAAUGUGUUGUUGGUCAAAUCUUUGAAUAAGUGGAACCCAGAGCUUGGUGAUGUUGGUGAACAGUCCAGUGAGCUUAAAAGAACGUACAAAAUUAUUGCAUUGGCGCGAAGCAAAUCAAAAGCAGAGACUACCAAGGAUAUCAUUGCUCAAGCGUCAACAGAAGUUGAAGCUGAAGCUGAGUGA
Messenger RNA from Candidozyma auris, 714 nucleotides. RefSeq lists its product as uncharacterized. NCBI's taxonomy places the organism in Eukaryota, Fungi, Ascomycota, Pichiomycetes, Serinales, Metschnikowiaceae. The transcript has a single exon. Bases 1 to 714 code for a protein of 237 amino acids. The record is from RefSeq and is a predicted model, not a curated record.